This is a messenger RNA of Ostertagia ostertagi, 321 nucleotides long. NCBI's taxonomy places the organism in Eukaryota, Metazoa, Nematoda, Chromadorea, Rhabditida, Trichostrongylidae. The record is from the annotation of a GenBank genome assembly.
AUGGUGGUGCAACAUGAAAAGCCCGACAUCUUGAUCAACGUACAUCACAGCUUACAUGAACCGAUCGUGGCGCCAAUAAAAGAUCUCAAAACCGAUCUUAUGUACAACCAGUUUCAGUCCAAUGUCGAUUUCUUCAGCAACUACUCAAAACAUAUCGUUAUUGAUAUGCCGUACUACAAAUACCCCAACACAUACACCGCUGCAGUGUUGGCUAAGCGAAUCCAACAAGGGCUUCCUCCAGGUGAUGAUCUCGUUGUUACGUGGGAGGUGAGUCUGAAUAUGAAAUUUAUGAUAUGGUUAUUAAUUAUACUUUCUGCAUAA